UUCAUUAUUAUUAGAUUGAACGUUUUUCUUUUUUUGUCGCCAUUUCCGUUUGUAUUCAUUACGCUUUUCUUUAUUAUUCUGUUGAUAUAUUUUCAUUUUUUGCAAUUCCGUCUCCCUAUUUUUUUGGUAGUAACUCUUCUGAUGUUGAAUUCUUUCGCUUCUAUUCCUUUUAUAGUAAUUUUUCUUAGUUUCAUUUAUCUUUUCCUUAUUGUGUUCUCGGUAUUUCCGUUGACGUUCAAGCAACCUGUCUUUAUUUUUCUCAUAAUAAUUUCGCUUAUUUUCAUUCAACCUUUCUUUAUUUUUUAGGUAAUAUUCUUUAUGAUAUUCACUUU
Meloidogyne enterolobii is the source of this 332-nucleotide messenger RNA. The record is from the annotation of a GenBank genome assembly. Lineage: Eukaryota; Metazoa; Nematoda; Chromadorea; Rhabditida; Meloidogynidae.